Molecule: messenger RNA, 1497 nt
Organism: Diceros bicornis minor
Lineage: Eukaryota; Metazoa; Chordata; Mammalia; Perissodactyla; Rhinocerotidae
Product: b(0,+)-type amino acid transporter 1-like
Exons: 6
Biological process (GO): amino acid transmembrane transport
Cellular component (GO): membrane
Molecular function (GO): L-amino acid transmembrane transporter activity
Source: RefSeq, a predicted model, not a curated record
AUGGAGACAAGUCAGGAAAGAGAUGGCGGUGAGGGGGUGGCAGGGCAGGAGCUGGGUGGUGGGGGGCUGAGGCUGAGGCUGAGGAGGGAGAUGGGCUUGGGGAGCGCUGUGUCCUUGAUUGCUGGCUGUAUGAUUGGCUCUGGCAUCUUCAUUUCAUCACAGGGGGUCUUGGUCUAUAUGGGCAGCCCUGGGGCCAGUCUUGUGGUCUGGGCAGUCUGUGGCCUCCUGGCCAUGCUGGGUGCCCUGUGCUAUGCUGAGCUGGGUGCCCUGGUUCCUGAGUCCAGGGGGGAGUAUGCCUACAUCCUGCGAACCUUUGGCUCCUUGCCAGCCUUCCUGGUCAUCUACACGUUUGUGCUGCUGGGCAGACCAGCCGCCAUCGCUGCUAUCUCUCUGAGCUUUGCUGAGUAUGUAGUGGCUCCCUUUUACCUGGGCUGCUUCUCACUGCCCCAGGCUCUGCUCAAGGGUAUGGCUGCCACCUGCAUUCUGCUGCUGAUGCUGGUCAACUGCUGGAGCUCGUGGCUGGCCACUAGGCUGAUGAAUGUGUGUACGGCCGCCAAAGUGUUCUCCUUGCUGGUCAUCGUGGGGCUUGGCGCUGUGGUGUUGGGCCAGGGCUGUGGCCGCACAGAAGCCCUUCUGUCUGCCUUCCACAACACGACACAGCAGGCCGGGCGCGUCGUCAUGGCCUUCUACUAGGGCCUGUGGGCCUUUGAUGGCUGGAACAGUCUCAACUAUGUGAUGGAGGAGCUCAAGAAUCCAAACCAGAAGCUGGUGUGGGCGCUGACGAUCGCCAUCCCCCUGGUCACUGUCCUGUACAUCCUGGUCAACAUCAGUUAUCUGCUAGUAUUGUCACCCAGUGAGAUCCUUUCCUCUGAUGCUGCGGCUGUGAGCUGGGGGAACCAGGUUAUGGGGGCCUGGGCCUGGCUGACGCCCUUGGCUGUUGUACUGUCGACAUUCGGCUCUGCCAAUGGGACGUUCUUCAGUGGAAGCCGUGUGUGCUAUGUGGCUGCGAGAGAGGACCACAUGAUAAGAGAUGGUUCUGGCCUGGGCAAGCCCCGACUUCUGUCCAUGGUUCAUGUGCAUCGCCUCACACGAGCUCCAGCCCUGAUGUUCACCACGGCAGUGGCUUUGGUCCUGGUCAUCCCAGGAAACUUCAGCACCAUUGUGAACUUCUUGAGCUUCCUUGCCUGGCUCACCAAUGGAACCACCAUCAGCUGUCUCCUGUAUUUGCGGAUCAAGAAGAAGAAUCUUCCCCGACCUUACAAGGUCCCCACCAUCAUCCCUGUCAUCACGCUCCUUGCUUCUCUCUACCUGGUGCUGGCACCCAUCAUCGACCAUCCCCCGACAGAGUUCCCGUACAUCUUCCUGUUCCUGCUCAGUGGCUUCCUGGUCUAUUUCCUGUUUGUCUACUUCUGGUGCCAGCCCAAGUGUUUGCAGAUGGCCACUCUGCAUCUCCAGCUGCUCCUGGAAGUUGCUCCAACCACUAAAAAUGUUAAAUAA